CCAGAUCUUUUACUAUAAGUGUAGUUAGUAUCGUACGAUUCACGAUAGAUACUAACAAUUCGAUUCUGUAGUCCAGAGAUACAAAUCGUAUGGCAGAAUCGAUUUAAUCUUUGAACUGUUGCCGGAAUAGCUUGAAUCUUAUGUAUCGGGCUAAAUUGUGAAUCUGGAUGGCGGCACACGAUUCCUUUGCAAGCUGGGUAACGCUCGAAUCGCAGCAAUGCAACCGUCAGCCACCACUGCUGCCACAUCGUAGGGCGUUUGGCACCUCGGCAGUGCGGACGUUCACGGCCAAAACAGGGAGAUGUUCACAAUCUGCAGGAGCAGAUUUAGGAAGCUUUGGCUUGAUUACAGCAAGUACACAUACACCUAACACUGCUCCCACAUGUGCUGCUGGAGAUUUGGAUGUUUCCACUAGAACACUUCCUUCUAUUGUGCAACCACCUACACUUGAAUUGAAACCUUUGCCCAAACAUUUGAAGUAUGCAUUUUUAGAGACUAAUGAUAAAUUACCUAUGAUUGUUUCUACAGAUUUGGAUGCUGCACAAGAAGAAAAGUUGUUGCAGACUUUGGCAGCCCACAAACAAGCAAUAGGCUGGACUCUGACCGACAUUCCAGGAAUUAGUCCAUCUACUUGCAUGCAUAGGAUCUUGCUAGAUGAUGAUGCAAAGCCUGUGAGAUAGCCCCAAAGGAGAUUGAAUCCCACUCUUCUAGAGGUGGUGAAGAAAGAAGUAAGCAAAUUACUGGCUGCCGGCAUUAUUUACCCCAUUUCGGAUAGUGAAUGGGUGAGCCCUAUACAUGUAGUACCCAAGAAGACCGGCAUAACCAUUGUGAAGAACCAGCAAGAUGAAUUGAUUCCCACUAGAAUUCAGAAUGAGUGGCGUGUUUACAUUGAUUAUAGGAAGCUAAAUGUGGCCACCCGCAAAGAUCACUUCCCUUUGCCUUUUAUUCAUCAAGUCUUGGAGCGGAUAGCAGGGAAGUCUCAUUACUGUUUUCUAGAUGGAUUUUCUGGUUAUUUUCAGAUUCACAUAGCCCCAGAAGAUCAACAUAAGACUACUUUCACAUGUCCUUUUGGCACCUUUGCAUAUAGACGUAUGCCUUUUGGACUUUGUAAUGCACCCGGUACUUUUCAACGAUGUAUGAUGAGCAUUUUUGCAGAUUUCUUAGAGGAUUCCCUUGAGGUUUUUAUGGAUGAUUUUACUGUUUUUGGGUCUUCGUAUGAUUCUUGCUUAGAUAGCUUGUCUAGAGUUUUAGAUAGGUGCAUUGAGUCCAACUUGGUUUUGAAUUAUGAAAAGUGUCAUUUUAUGGUGAAUGAGGGGACUGUAUUAGGGCAUGUGAUUUCACAUAGGGGCAUUGAGACAGAUAGAGCUAAGAUUGAUGUGAUUGUUUCUUUACCUUACCCCACAUGUGUGCGGGAAUUACGCUCUUUUCUAGGUCAUCCAGGUUUUUAUAGGCGCUUUAUUAGAGAUUUUAGCAAGAUUGCAUCUCCAUUAUCCACUCUUUUACAAAAGGAUUCUGACUUUGUCUUUGAGCAGGCUUGUAGGGAUGCCUUUGAUGAGUUGAAGAGAAGCCUCGCUUCCACACCUAUCAUUCAGCCACCUAGAUGGGAAAUUCCAUUUGAACUCAUGUGUGAUGCCUCAAAUUUUGCAGUAGGUGCUGUGCUUGGCCAAAGAGUGGAGAAGCAACCUCAUGUCAUAGCUUAUGCUUCUCGUACCUUGGACAGAGCACAAGUGAAUUACACUACCACGGAGAAAGAGCUUUUAGCUAUUGUUUUUGCUUUAGAUAAAUUCAUAUUUGCUAGGCUCUAAAGUGAUUGUAUUCUCUGAUCAUGCAGCUUUGAGAUACUUGCUUAAGAAGUCUGAUUCUAAACCUAGAUUGAUUCGUUGGAUGCUUCUUUUGCAGGAAUUUGAUAUUGAGAUUAGAGAUAGGAGCAGGGCUGAGAACUUAGUGGCGGAUCACUUGAGCAGAAUUCAGCAGCCACUUGAGGAUCUUCCCAUUCGUGAUACCUUUCCGGAUGAGCAACUUUUGCACAUUAGAGGGCAUGUUUUUUCUUGGGGAGUUUUUUCUUUCAACUCCCUCACUUUUGUAUUGUUUGGAUUGUCUUUUGGCUUAUUGUGUAUACAUUGAGGACAAUGUGGAUUUUAAGUGUGGGGGGUGUAUCAUGUCACUCAUUUU
Abrus precatorius (Indian licorice) is the source of this 2172-nucleotide messenger RNA. RefSeq lists its product as uncharacterized. The record is from RefSeq and is a predicted model, not a curated record. The coding region runs from base 168 to 680 and encodes 170 amino acids. NCBI's taxonomy places the organism in Eukaryota, Viridiplantae, Streptophyta, Magnoliopsida, Fabales, Fabaceae. The transcript is spliced from 2 exons.